AUGGCGCCUAGAAAGCCCUCCACCACCGCCGAAGUGUCUUUGGUGCCUCUGAAGAACUGCCUGGUCAAUCUCCCGCCGUCGCUGGUCGCACUGCUGGUCAAUGCCAACACAGCUGCUCAGAAUGUGAUCGUCGAGCUCCAAUACCGGCCAGCUGCUGGAAAGAGCAAUAGCAACUCCACGCAUCGCUCAUGCUACUUAGGCUGGACGGGUAUGCCCAGCAAGCGCAAGCUUGCUCCUGUCGUUGGAAGAGAUGGUAUCAAUAGUAGCUCUGCUGCUAGGGAGCAGGAAGUUUCUACUGUUGAGUUGGAUACCACCUUCGGCCGAGUCCUCGGAUUGGCGGAUGGACAGAAGGUCGGAAUCUAUAUUCAUCUUGAUCCUCCAGUAGCUCAUACCAUCAGCAUUGAGCCGCUGACACCAGAGGACUGGGAAAUUAUCGAACUACACGCUACAUUCUUGGAGCUUAAUCUCCUAUCGCAGAUCCGCGCUCUACCAAAUCCUGCAUAUACUACAACACAGUCAGAACAUAUGCAUCCCCUUGCACUACACCUGUCACCGACCUCAACUGCGAAUAUCGUUAUCACGUCUAUGACGCCCGCGCCUCCUAACACCUCGCCGUUUGCGAAGAUAGCACCAGAUGCGGAAGUUAUCGUUGCUCCAAAAACCCGACCCAAGGCUAACAGGGGGUCUCGCGGUGACAAUCGCAGCGUCGCUGGCAGCAGCCGGAAAAGUGUGGGUGGACGAAGUAGCGGGAGCACGGUGCGGCCAAAGAGCAGCCGCUCUGAUCCCACAAGCAGAGGUUCGCUCUUCUUCAGAGGGGUUGAACGUCAUCUGUCGGAGCAAUUUUUCGAUGAUGAGGCAGAGACAGAUGCGAAUGAUGGCUUCCGUAUCUGGCUAGAUCCUGACAUCCUUGCGACAAAUGAGCUUCGCGGAGCCACCUGGGCUUAUGUUUCCGUCGUGCAACCCUCCGGUCUCAAAGCGCCGCUUGAUCCACAGCAACAAAUGGAUCAAGCAGAGCAAAAGGCGAACGAAGCCGGAACACCAACAACCAAGUUAGUGGCCAAGCUGGUUCCCUGGAUUGACGCCCCGGACACUCAGCAUGCUGCCAUUUCCUCCUUACUAUGCACUGCCCUAGGGGUGGAAAGCUUAAUGGGAGGUAUUGUUCGCGUGGAGGCAGCUCCUCCACCGCUGCAACGCUCAGCUGUGAAGACGAUCAAGGUGUAUCCGUUUAUGAGCGAUACGUCGAGGAGAAAGGACGGUUUGAAAUUUGGGUCUGACACAGCGGCGGCAAGAGAUGCAUUGGCUGAGCGCAUCAAACUCAUAUACGGGACCUCCGGGUUGAACGAGGGGCUCCUGGCGGGGCCACUCACAGAUGGAAUGAUACUGCCCGCUGCGGACUACAAACCUACAGGCACCGUCUUCGAUGGCGCUAUUCUUCGCUUCGACCCUCCAUUGAAGGCUGGCUCGGAUACAGCCAAGCCAGGGACUGGGUGGCUCGUUGGCUCUGAAGCCAAACUAUCACUUGACGUACAAGCCGAAAUAGCACGUCCAGCCGAGCCGGGCUCGUCCGCUAGCCCACCUGAUGAAUUGAUCCCGGCCGAUGUCCCCGAACUCGUCGGGAUUGACAAGGUUAUAUCGCAAGCUUUGGACAACUUGACCAAGUCAUCUUCUGUUCUACUUACUGGUAGUAUUGGUUCUGGCAAGACCUCAUUGAGUCAUCUCUUGGCCCACCAUGUCCGACGGGACUACUUGUUCAACGUCAAAUAUUUUUCCUGCCGAAAGCUCGUAACGGAUGAAACUCGGAUCUCCAACAUCAAGGAAACCUUGAAUCGUUUGUUUAUGUCUGCUUCUUGGUGUGCUCGGCUCGGAGGACAGUCUGUUGUGAUCCUGGAUGAUCUUGACAAACUGUGUCCAGUGGAAACGGAAUUGCAGGUGGGGAGUGACAAUGGUCGCAGCCGACAAAAUAGCGAAGUGAUAUGUUCCAUGGUCCGCGACUAUUGCUCAAUGAACUCUUCUGUGGUGCUUCUGGCAACAGCCCAGUCGAAGGAGUCCUUGAACAACGUCAUUAUCGGCGGCCAUGUGGUCCGGGAAAUAAUACAUCUCAGGGCUCCUGAUAAGGAAGGACGACGCAAGGUGCUCGAGCAACUCACAAUGCAGGACAGAGACUCCUUCCCUCACACCAAUGGCCAUGCGCGAAACGCCAGCACCUCUACCCAUGAUUCGUGGCUCGAUCCUUCAAACUCUGGGAGUCGGCCAAGUUCCGCCGGUGCGGAUGGCUUUGUGCUUGGGCGGGAUGUGGACUUUCUAGAGCUGGCUGGCAAGACAGAUGGGUUUAUGCCAGGUGAUCUGGUUCUGCUAUUGUCUCGUGCCCGCAAUGAGGCCCUCAUACGUUGUGUUCAAAGUUCUCUGUCUUCUUCAAAGUCGAUCGCCCUUGGUGCUGAUGAUUUUGACAACGCGAUCAAGGGCUUUACCCCUGCCGCAUUACGCAAUGUGACGCUCACCUCAUCUACUACGACCUUCUCCGGCAUUGGUGGCUUGACCGAGACUCGAAAGAUGCUUCUGGAGACGCUUCAAUACCCCACCAAGUACGCGCCUAUUUUCGCCCAAUGCCCUCUACGCCUCAGAUCAGGCCUGCUGCUUUACGGAUACCCGGGUUGCGGAAAGACACUUCUCGCCAGCGCGGUUGCGGGAGAGUGUGGCCUUAACUUCAUAAGCGUAAAGGGUCCGGAGAUCUUGAACAAAUACAUUGGUGCUAGUGAAAAGAGUGUUCGUGAUCUCUUCGAACGAGCGCAAGCCGCCAGACCCUGUAUUCUCUUCUUCGACGAAUUCGACAGCAUCGCCCCGAAGCGUGGCCACGACUCCACCGGAGUUACUGAUCGCGUCGUGAACCAACUUCUCACACAGAUGGAUGGUGCAGAAGGUCUCUCGGGAGUGUAUGUGCUCGCGGCCACUUCCCGGCCUGACCUCAUCGAUCCUGCCCUACUGCGUCCCGGUCGUCUCGAUAAGUCCCUGAUCUGCGAUAUGCCCAACCACCCAGAUCGACUUGACAUUAUUCGCGCUGUGAGCGAGAAGCUCAAAAUGGACGAGGAGGUCGCUGCGCGACUUGACGAGGUCGCUUCCCGUACCGAGGGCUUCUCCGGCGCUGAUCUGCAAGCCGUCGUCUACAACGCUCACCUCGAGGCCGUGCAUGACGCUCUCGGCGACCGCUCAGCAAACGACACGCAGUCAACGAAAAAUGGCACUACGAAACCAUCCUCCACAGAUACUAGCGGCGCUACCAGCAAGUCUUUCAUUCAAUUUCUCUAUUCCGCAUCCGAGCAGCACGCGGGAUCGGUGUCGAUGCCUCCGCCCGCUGUUAUCGCCUCCAAGCUGGAAGCAAUGAAGAGCGCUCGCCGUCGCCUGCGACAGCAGGAGCAAGGGAUGGCCAGCGCACCGACCAACGGGUCGUCCGCUCGGGACGAACCUCGAGAGGAGAUCAUUGUCCGAUGGGAGCACAUGGAGCGAUCGCUGAAAACCACGCGCAGCUCUUUAAGUGAUGCUGAACGGCGACGCUUGGAAGCUAUCUACCGUGAAUUUAUCUUUGGGCGCAACGGAGAGAUGCCUACUGGCGAGGGUGGACGAGAAAUCGGAGGUCGCACCAGCUUGAUGUGAUGACAGAUUCUAUCAUCACAGAAGCUGUGGGGAG
Aspergillus aculeatinus CBS 121060 is the source of this 3682-nucleotide messenger RNA. It is a transcript of the gene pex1, whose product is annotated as AAA family ATPase peroxin 1. Gene Ontology annotation, molecular function: ATP hydrolysis activity; ATP binding. The record is from RefSeq and is a predicted model, not a curated record. Gene Ontology annotation, cellular component: peroxisomal membrane; cytosol; peroxisome. Bases 1 to 3648 code for a protein of 1215 amino acids. NCBI's taxonomy places the organism in Eukaryota, Fungi, Ascomycota, Eurotiomycetes, Eurotiales, Aspergillaceae. Gene Ontology annotation, biological process: protein import into peroxisome matrix. The transcript is spliced from 4 exons.